This is a messenger RNA of Tachysurus vachellii, 3221 nucleotides long. RefSeq names its product trinucleotide repeat-containing gene 6B protein-like. Gene Ontology annotation, cellular component: P-body; nucleoplasm. NCBI's taxonomy places the organism in Eukaryota, Metazoa, Chordata, Actinopteri, Siluriformes, Bagridae. Gene Ontology annotation, molecular function: nucleic acid binding. Gene Ontology annotation, biological process: miRNA-mediated post-transcriptional gene silencing; positive regulation of nuclear-transcribed mRNA poly(A) tail shortening. The transcript has 15 exons. The record is from RefSeq and is a predicted model, not a curated record. The coding region runs from base 202 to 2052 and encodes 616 amino acids.
GUUUGUACCUCACUAAUCCUUCCCUUAUCCUCAGCAUGGGAACAAAGUCCUGGUGCCUCUGAACAGGUCACAGACGACAGUAAAGCAGGCUGGAGGAAGCCCUUUGAUGCCGUUUCAGGCUGGAAAGAUCCAGAGGAACCUAGAAAAGGGGCAGGAUGGGGCAGCUCCUGCUCCAGUUCAGCUAAGACUGGUUCAAAAUCUAUGCAACAUGGCUGGGGUGAUGAAGGUAUAAAUGCUUCACGCCAUUCCAGUUGGGAGGAGGAAGAUAGUGGUUCAGUCAUGUGGGGCAACAGGUCUCAGGACACUUCCUCCUUUUCUUCUGGGGUUUGGAACCAAGGUCAGAGUGGCAGGAGAAGUGGAGCAAAGGUUCCUCCCAAAGGAAAUGUUGGAGGUUCCUGGCCAGGUUCCAUAACUCGUCAGCUGUCAAACAUGGGGAUCACGGAUGAAGAUGUGGUCUCAGCAUCAGACAGGAGCAGGAGAGGGAUGAAUGACUUUAAUGGGGACAUGAGGAAGGGAGGAAGAGGAGGAGGAAGCUUUCGCUCACACAGCUCCAAGGAACCGGGCAUGACAGAUGUGUUUAAUAGCAGUAGCUCUGCACAUUUAAGAGGAAUGCAGCAGCCUGGUGUGCGUCACAUCAACCCUCCCCCUGGUGUACGAGCACAAGUGCCUCAGCCGUUCCUCCCUCCUCAGGUGAACCCGAUGUUCCCCCCACAGCUCUCCCCUCAGCACUUAGCCAUGCUCAGUGGGAUACACCCCCAUGUGCAGCAGGUCCAGCUGGCAUAUCAGCUCCUCAUGCAGCAGCAGCAACAGCAGCAGCAUUUCCUGUCUCACAGGAAGUUCUCCCAUGUUCCUCCUGUGCACCAGGACCCACAGCAGUUGGCCCGUAUCAUGGCAGUUCUUCAGCAGCGCCCCAAAACCCCCACAUCUACCCCAGGUCUUUUUCCAGGUCCAGUGAAGCUCAGAGGCGACGCCUCGUAUCCCCACUAUGAUCUGGUGGGAGUGGAGAAUGUGGGCGUGGCCUCCCCAAAUCUGAUUGACAAUUGGCAUCGAAACCCUGGUGGUAAAUUAAGCACCGCCCCUAACACCCCCACCUGGCCACCAGAGUUUCAGCCUGGUGUUCCCUGGAAAGGUGUUCAGAGCCCUGAGCCUGACCCGAACCCAUACAGUGGAAUGUUGGGGGAAAACACACUCGCUGAUACUGAACACCACUUACUGCAGGAUAACACUGUCUCUCUGUCAGAGAUGAACACCGUACUGCCUUCACCUGCUGCCUGGCCUUACUGUGUUUCUGACACACACAACUCGGCUAAAUUCCCUGCGCUGGCCACUAGCUGGCCUCCUGAGCCAAUCGGACACAGGACCAAUCGAAACAGCUCCCAGCUGACCCGCCCACCUCCGGGUCUGACCCAUCAGAAGCAGUCUUCAUGGUUAGGGGCGGAGCCUCACAUGCCCAGAGGGUGGGGUUCGGAGAGGCAGAGCCUGGAGUCACCUUUUGGUACAGAGAGCUCAUGGAGUGGUGGAUCAUCUACAGGAAGCUCCUGGCUACUGCUGAGCAACCUCACACCACAGAUCGACAGCUCCACUCUAAAGACAAUUUGCCUGCAGCAUGGCCCACUGAUGACCUUUAACCUCGGCUUGGCUCAGGGCAGCGCUCUGAUUCGCUACUGCAGUCCUGACGAGGCAGCCAAGGCCCAGAGCGCACUGCACAUGUGUGUCCUGGGUAACACCACCAUCCUGGCUGAGUUUGUGAGUGAGGAGGAUGUGGCUCGGUACUUCACACAUUCCCACAGCAGAGAGACAGACGGGGAGACAGACAGAGACACGGAGAGCGAGACAGGUGGAGGAGGAGAGACGAAGCUCGGCAGGGACAACCUGGACGGGGCAGGACUCUCUCUGUUUAACCAGUGGGGCCACAGCCGGGGGGGCGGGGUGUGGGGAGGGGUGCCGUCCGGUUACCACGGCAACAACCUAUGGGGUUCUCCUCAGGUUGAGGACAGAGGGCCUGGCUUGUUGCUGAGCAACCUGUUAGGAGGUGGGGCUGAUACUUUGUGAUGUGUGACAGACACACACACACACACACACACACACACACACGUUUCUGUAUGAAGACUGGACACACUUGUCUCUGUGCUCACACACUCAGUGAUUUUAUCACCUCACAUCAUCUGAUUUAUUCUCCAGUUUGUUAUAUGACUGAACUUCAGGUCUCACUGGUGACAUUUAACCAACAGAUUCACCGUCAGUCUGAAGGAAUAAAGGGGACAAGAUGAGAAAUAUUAAAUAAGACAUAUUAAAGUUCAGCUGUCAAUCAUUACAGGUUUUAAUCAGAAAUCUCUCUUUAAUAAAGCAUUUAUAACUUAGAUUUAUACAGAAAACUUCUUUAACAAAACCAUUUAUUAAUAAAAACAUAAAGGAUUAAAAAUAGAAUAUAGAAAACCAUCAGAACUGAUCCUGUAUAAUGUUAAUAAUUAACACAGUAAACUCACUGCAGCUCUACAGAACUGUAAUCACAUCACUGCAGUGUGAACACACCACUCCAUUAUCACUGCAGUUUAGCCACGCCCACUUCCCUUUAUCACUCUGAUUCAUUUACACUGACUCCGCCCCCUGAAGGUGUGACACUCAUCAGCCUGACCAGUAGAUGUGUACAGGGCAUGCUUUAAAGUGUGUGUGUGUGUGUGUGUGUGUGUGUGUGUGUCUGUGUCUGUGUGUCUGUGUGUGUGUGUGUGUGUGUGUGUGUGUGUGUGUGUGAGAGAGUGAGAGAGUGUGUGAGUGUGUGUGUGUGUGUGUGUGUGUGUGUGUGUGUGUGAGACUGGGGGUGGGGGGGUUGUGUUUAUAGUUUAAUUUGCAUGUGUGCACUUUACUGUGUGUAGCUGCUUUAUGAGAGUUUAUGUUGUGACCUUUAUGUACUUUGUGCUCUACACACUGCUGUUUUCUGCUACAUGGUGUGUGUGUGUGUGUGUUUAGUGUACAUUCAUGUAGCCUUUUGUAAUCUGCAAUAAGAGCAUUUUAAAUACAUGACUGUGUGACUGCAAUUUUCUGUCAUUCAAAUGUGUUUAAACAGAGGUGAUGUAAUUGUGUGUGUGUGUGUGUGUGUGUGUGUGUGUGUGUGUGUGUGUGUGUAACAUACAGUGUGUAUCCUGUAUUGAGUUUUUACAGAAGACUUAUUUAAUAAUAGACACACAUACAGUGUAAUAAACACUGAGUCUUUUUGCUUGAAA